This is a messenger RNA of Octopus bimaculoides (California two-spot octopus), 283 nucleotides long. RefSeq names its product putative zinc finger protein 56. NCBI's taxonomy places the organism in Eukaryota, Metazoa, Mollusca, Cephalopoda, Octopoda, Octopodidae. The record is from RefSeq and is a predicted model, not a curated record.
GCAGGAGAUAAGCCAUAUUCCUGUGAUAUUUGUGGAAAAUCAUUCCAUCGAAAUUACCACUUAACAAGACACAAACUCACUCAUACAGGUGGUAAAACCUAUCACUGUGAUAUCUGUGGUAAAGCGCUAACUCGAAAAUCCAACCUAGAUAUGCAUAUGCGUAUUCAUACUGGAGAGAAGCCAUAUUGCUGUGACAUUUGUGGUAAAUCAUUCUCUGGCAGCAGUUAUUUUACUAAACACAAACGCAUUCAUUCAGGAGACAGGCCGUACUGCUGUGAUGUCU